AUGUCGAAAGGAACAGUCAAAAAUGUCAUCUUCUUGGGGGGAGCUGGGCAAGCAGGUCGUCCGGUGUUUAACUCGCUGAUCCAAGCCAGCCAAGGCUCGGGCCUAACCAUCUCUGCUCUCUCUCGAAAAGAAUCCACCGCAAAAUUCCCGGCCGACAUCGAGGUCAUUAGGACCGAUUACACUGCAGCAUCCCUCGAAAAUGCUCUUGCCGGUCAGGAUGUUAUCAUCUCCAUGCUGGGAGAUGCCGGUCUGCCUCUUCAGAAGGCUAUCGUCGACGCAGCCAUUGUAGCGGGCGUGCAAAGGAUCUUUCCGUCAGAAUUCGGUUGCCGAACCUACAUUGAUAAGGUGGUUGCGUUAAUGCCGUACUUUCAGCAGAAGCACGAGAUGAUUUCCUAUCUGAGGACAAAGCAAGAUAGAAUAAGCUGGACGGCCAUGAUUCCGAACCCAUUCUUCGAUGAGGCUCUGAAGAAUACCUUUCAUGGAUACGAGCCUCCGAACAAGUAUUUCCUUCUCGAUGGUGGAGAUGCACCCUAUGGUACCACGAAUCUGCAUACAAUCGGUCUUGCCUUGUUCAAAAUCAUAUCGGAUCCGACGCACUUCCAAGACUCUGCGAACAGAUACAUAAACAUCCACUCGCAUAUAACGACUCAGAAGGAGAUAUUGGCAGCAGUUGAGAAGGCCUCCGGAAGGACCUUUGAGAGGCACUAUGUGAAUAGCAAAGAUCUGUAUGAGGACGCCUUGCGUCGCUUUAGAAGUAGAGGUCCAGGUGAAGAGAAGGAUUUAUUUGCCGAAAGGGAUAUCAUCCAGUGCAUCACUUAUGGCAAGGGAAAGUUUCUCGGCUUAGGUAAUACACUGGACGGAAAUAAUUGGACGGAGAGGCUGGGGCUGCCAGCUGAGAGCCUGGACGAGGAUGUAAAGGGUGUGCUUGAAGGGACUCGGCCGUAGUAGCUUCAGG
Messenger RNA from Fusarium redolens, 955 nucleotides. RefSeq lists its product as uncharacterized. Lineage: Eukaryota; Fungi; Ascomycota; Sordariomycetes; Hypocreales; Nectriaceae. The record is from RefSeq and is a predicted model, not a curated record. Bases 1 to 945 code for a protein of 314 amino acids. Gene Ontology annotation, molecular function: oxidoreductase activity. The transcript is spliced from 3 exons.